Setaria italica (foxtail millet) is the source of this 1132-nucleotide messenger RNA. Its product is annotated as PLASMODESMATA CALLOSE-BINDING PROTEIN 5. The record is from RefSeq and is a predicted model, not a curated record. The transcript is spliced from 5 exons. Lineage: Eukaryota; Viridiplantae; Streptophyta; Magnoliopsida; Poales; Poaceae. The coding region runs from base 205 to 852 and encodes 215 amino acids.
AGGCCACAUAUUCAGCUUUCCUUCCUGGACUCUUCUCAAGUACUGCAGACACAAGGUUAGGUUAGAGGGUUCCGACCUUCCAUCUACAAGAAGCCAUCGGCGCUGCUCUGUUCUGUUUCUCCUGGCUCUUGCCAUCGUCUGGUAGCUCUGGUUCAAAGCAGGUGGUUGCCGAGAAUACUGUCGGUUGGACAGUGGAAUAGUAAAAUGUUGGACAAAACAUUGCACGGAUGCCUGCUUCUUCUCGUCGUCCUCCUCGCUAACGCAUCAGGCAGCCAUGCUGAAACCACCGUGGAUUCAGAGCAAGCGUUGGCGCCGGCCUUGCCAGAUUCAGAUGAAGGCAAGAGGCGAUCCCUGGCCACGGGGGGCGGCAUGUUCUGCGUGGCGAGUCAGGGCGCGGACCCGGCGGCGCUGCAGGCGGGGCUGAACUGGGCGUGCGGGCCGGGGCACGCGGACUGCACGGCCAUCCAGCUGGGCGGGCCGUGCUACAAGCAGAACAACCUGCAGGCGCUGGCGUCCUACGCCUACAACGACUACUACCAGCGGAGCGCCAAGACCAGCACCGCCUGCGACUUCAACGGCACCGCCACCACCACCACCACGGAUCCCAGCUCGGGACAGUGCGUCUUCACAGGAAGCUCCAUGGCAGGAGGUGGCACUCCGACGGCGAGCGCCCCCAGCGGCCUGUCCCCGUUCACGCCGGGCACGGGUGGCUUCGGCAACGGAUCGUCGUCCUUCGGCAGCCCGACCGGCGGCCUGGUCCCUUUCGAUGGCGCGGAGAGCCUCUUGUCCGGCGCCCGGUGGGCGGUCUGCGUCCUGCUGCUGGCUCUGCCGCUCUUCUUCUUCUUCCUCUGACCAGCUGCGGAUGUGGAUUCAACUACUUGCUAGAGCGUUUACAGCUACAACGUUUUGUUCUUGGGUAGAUUCGCUUGUGUGGUGGGUGUACAUGCUGUCAGGAUCGCGUUUGGAUGUGUUGGGAGAUUACAUAAGCUGCUGCACAGAUGGAUCGUCUGUGGACUGGACUGGACUGGACCCCGUCAUGUUCCCAUGUAUUUUGGUCUCGGAUUCGUUCAUGGUAGAACCCCAGAUGUAAAUGAAUCAUGUAUUCAUGUUGCACACAGAGAUGAUGACUCUA